Molecule: messenger RNA, 6332 nt
Organism: Eriocheir sinensis (Chinese mitten crab)
Lineage: Eukaryota; Metazoa; Arthropoda; Malacostraca; Decapoda; Varunidae
Gene: phtf
Product: protein phtf-like
Exons: 15
Coding region: 427-3159 (910 amino acids)
Cellular component (GO): endoplasmic reticulum
Source: RefSeq, a predicted model, not a curated record
ACCAAUAGGACUUUCUUACCGAAUGCCAAAUACUAUGCUUUUCUAUUAAACUGAUUAUCCUUGACCUCCCAUAUUAGAUUUGGCAUGACACUACAUAGCUCUAUUUUUCUCCUUCCUUCAGCAAUCUGUCUGUCUUGUGAUUAGCUUUCCUUAUCACCAUCACAAUCAGAUAGGGAGAUAUUUGGUAUAACUUCCUUUCUCUUAGUAAAAUGUCUGGCAGUCACUUUAUCAAUAAUCAAUGAAGCACCUGAAGACAUACUAUUGUUCCCUAUCAUUAUCUUAUCAGAGCGAGAUAGCUUAACUCCUUAACUUGAUUAAGCCAUGAUCACUUUCAAGAUAACCUUCGUACGCUGCGACCACAAGGAAAGCAAAGCGUAUUAGCUGUUCCCUUCAUCUCAUACAUUUAAGUUUAUUAGCAACAGGAAGAUGCUGAAGAAGGCAAGGUGGGCUGAGGUGGCCAGGGGUGUCGUGCCGCCCAUCGUAAUGAUGGUGCUGGAGUCCGCUCUCGGCUGGUACCAAGGGCGCAUCAGCCUGUAUGAUAAACAGUCCUGGGAGACAACGGUGGAGCAACGCAUCCUCCAGGGGCUCUCUUACACUCCCCGCAAGACUGCCAACCCCAAGACAGAGUUCAUUGAUGUUGACUUAGUGAGGGGCUCGACCUUUCCCAAGGCCAAACCACACUCUGGGUUGUGGUUGGCAGGUCUCCAUGGCAUUGCACGCAUUGCCCUACUGCCACUGUGUUCCCGGUGGUGGGUGCGUGAAAUCUCCUUUUGCGGCUUCCUGGUGGUGCUGUUCGUGUACUGCUCCAUCGUGUACUGUGGGGCGGUGGUGGUGGCCUGCCGCAAUGAUGAACACAUGAAGGAGCAACCAAUGUCCGAGGCUGUCCUUCCAGCGAUGGUGGCGGUGGUCUUGAGUAUCAUACACUCCCAAAUAGUGUGUACCCGCCACCCUGGAGGCCCCACCUCCCCGACCCACAGCACCAGGUGUCUUGGGGUGCGCUGUGGGACGGGACGGAGGACAGCCAGGCUCGUGAGGAGGAGUGUGGCCAUGGCGGGAAGAGGCAAAAGUGUGGUGUGUGACUGCUGGAAGAGAGACGUGGUUAAGUUGACUGGUGGCUUUAUCAAGAAAAAUUCAACGCCAGUCAAAACUAGAUCUCUAAAGAACUUCAGAUCCCACUCUGAGGAGCCACGGGGAAUGGAGCACCACCCUCUACGUCCUCGCUCAGCCUCGGAGAACUGUGUGUCUUCCUGCUACUCGUCCAGCCCUGAGGGGCGGCCACAGAUCAUCAUUUUCAAGCCUAGAGGAGGAGAGCGAGAGGCAGAGGGGGAGGAGCAGGGCGCCACCACAUCCUCCUCAGACCGAAGCCCAGAUAUCCACACAGAAGGGGUGGAGGAUGGCAAGUUCUUCACCAGCCUCUCCAAUAAGUCUUCACCACAUCCAAGCUGCACCAGCCAGUCAGAUAAUGAUGACACACAGACUGUCACCUCAUCACCAACGCUUGUAGGUGGUGACGAGGGGGACAGUGGUCUUGAGGGAUCCAGAGGGACUCCAGGGGAGGAUAGGACACUCACUGACAACCACCUGAGGCUGCCGCUGCCCAGUGUGAGGCACAGGAGCCACUGCAGGAAAGGGUGUGAGCUUGACAGUGGUGGGAAGGGUGAAAUUGACCCUUUUGCUGAGAGGUGGAAGGCCAUGAGCAGGUGCCAUGGCCCUCCACAGCCUCCAUGCCCCUGCUGUGGCUCCGUCCAGCUGCCUGAGGCCAGUGUUACCAGCCACCACCACCACCAUCACCACCACCACCAUAACUACCACCACCACCACCAUCAUAACCACCGCCACUGCUCGCCCCAGAAGUUUCCUAUGGCUGUUGAGAGGAGCUCCUGUAACUCCUCCUGUGAGAGUGAUGGUGAACAGAGUCCCACAUCCCAGUACUCCAAGAGGAAGCAUCCAGCAUUUGAGUGGACAGGCGUCACCACCAACAGCGAAGACCUGAGCUACAGCAGUGAGAGUGAAGGUGGCUGGGAUGACCAGGAGGAGGAAGAUGACCCCCAAGCCCCAUCCUUCCUCUGCCCUGAGACACUGGACUGGAAUAUUCAAGGGUCGCCAGCAGCCAUCAUCACAGCAACUCCCAAUGUGUCUGUUAAAGUGAGCUGCAAGAUCUGGGAGGGCGUUGAGGUGAAGAAGGUGGACCUGUCAGUGCUGGACAUCUCCUCGGCUGUCAUCUCCAAGGUGGACAGCCUGCACCACACCACUUACUACCUCCAGUUUGGGCUCACCAUGGCCAUUGUCAUUGCCUUGGUGCCUAGUCUUUGUCGCCUUGAAUAUGGGGCACUGGUGACCUUCCUUGAUGCACUGGUGACACAGGACUCGCAGGACUGGCCUCAAGCUCUCUGCCAAGCCCUUCACACCCUCCUGUCAGGCUUGUUUGGGAACAGUACCUGGGCAUCCUCGGUGAUCCUGCUGAGCUGCAUCAACCGGUUCCUAUUGGCUGCUGGGUUCUUCUUUCUGUUGUCCGUGGCCGAGCGCACCUUCAAACAGCGGUUCCUGUACGCCAAGCACUUCUGUUACUUGACCUCCGCCAGGCGUGCCAGAAAGUAUGACUUACCACACUUCCGCCUCAACAAGGUCCACAACAUCAAGACGUGGCUGUCUGUCCGAUCCUGCCUGAGGAAACGUGGUCCACAGAGGUCUGUGGAUGUGAUAGUGUCUGCCACCUUUGCCAUAACACUCCUGCUGGUCUCGUACCUAUGCUUUGAGCUGCUAAGGGAGGACGAGAAGCUCCAGAACUCCAUGUACAGCAUAGAACUCUUCCUAUGGUGUUUUGCAAUAGGGAUUUACCUGAUGCGUUUCAUGACCCUGGGUGCCAUGAUCAACAAGAAGUACUCGAGCCUGUCUGUGCUGAUCACGGAGCAGAUCAACAUGUACCUCCACAUGGAACAGAAGCCACAGAAGAAGGACGAGCUCACUCUCGCCAACAAUGUGCUCAAGCUGGUGUCUGUUCUACUAAAGGAGCUUGAGUCACCUUUCAAGAUCUCGGGCCUCUCAGCUAACCCACUUCUCUACAAUGUGACUAGGCUGGUGGUCCUUUCAGCCUGCUCAGGAGUGCUGUCUGAUCUACUUGGGUUCAAGCUUAAGCUGCACAAGAUCAAGUUCAAGUAAUAAAGUGGCAUCUCAGGGUGUGCAGAAGCCAAAAGGCAGUUAAGUGGGUGAUGGUAGUUCUGAGUUAUCUGUUUGGAGAGACAAAAUUCUUUGACUGACUGACCAGUGAGGAUAGCUAGAAGGUGGGACUGGUAUGAGGAUGAAUUAUAAGUUCUUUGAGGUUGAUAAGUGAGUGCAGGUGUUUAUGUGAUGACCAGAAGAAAAAUAGGACUUCUUUAACUGAUUAGGGACUGAGAGUCCUCAGAGGGUGGGAAUGGUGUCAGGAAGAAUUGUAGGUCCAUUUGGGCAGACAAGUGAGUAAUGCUAUUUACAGAUGUGCCAACUUGAUGGAGAAAGAUAAUCAUUUGUGUUAUAAAGGAAAUGAGGGUAAUUAGAGUUAAGAUAUUGUGGGAAGAUAAUAUGUUGGUCCAUUUAGACAUUAAGUGAUGACACCUCUGAGUCAGUUGCAGGAUGAGUGGGAAUGCAUGUAUGGUGACUAAGGGAUUGAAGGUGAUUUAAGGGAGAUAAAGUGUAAAGAUAUGUACAUCCCUGUGUACCUAGAAUUGAUAUUGUUUGGAGUUAUUUUUUAUCAAUAUGCUUAGAAAAUGAUCUCACUGAGGCCAAAUUGGGGUGCUGGCUACACAGCAUGGUGUCUUGAGCUUCAGCUCUGUGUGAUCUGUGACAUUGUGCUGGGUGCACACUUCCUCUUCUUGGACACUGAGGUGACUGUGAUGACCAAGCUAUUACAGUUUAUAUUGACAGCUCUCCUCAGUCAUCUCUUUAAGGGUCAACGUGUAAAAAAUCAAGGCUGCUUGGCACAUGUGUUAAGUACUCUGUGGAGGGUUAAGAGUGACCCCAAAGUUUGUGGGUCAGUGCCAAAUUGCUGCUGAGGGACUUUUAUGGGUUUAAUAGAGGCAGCUGAGAUCUGUUUCCUGGUGGGUGUUUGCAGUUGUGAAGGUUAGGACGAAUUUUGUGUGUGUACUCAUUUGUUGACACUGUUAUCUAAUACUUAUUUAUUCCAAUAUAUUUUUCUACUGAGUGUUAAUUCUUUUUAGUUUUUGUUUAAAUAUAACAUUUUUUAUUGAAAUUUGUGAUACUCUUGUGUCCAAAGAUAAUUUUUAUACCCUAUAAUUUAAAAUUAAUCAGCUAAGUUAGCCAUCAGUGUUGGUUUUAUACUUUUUUUUAUUAUUAUUCAAGGUAGACUUUUGUCUGAAAUAUGUUAUUUUCAUAUGAUUUAUGAUGCCCUUGGUGGCAGGGGUUGUGAAGUUCAUUGAGUUUUUAUUGUGGACUAUAAAUUCUCAUGACAAUCAUCAGACAAAUUAAUUGAAGUUUGAAUGCUGAACAGCUGGUGUUUGUUCAGAUUCAUAUGUAAAGUUACCGAGUACUAAUUUGACUAAACCUGAGGCAGAAGAAGGAGCAAGUCUUUCAUAGGAGGUUAGUCUUGAACAUGAUAUUAAUGGUGGUGGGCCUGUGACUUCUGUGUCAGUUGGUUUGUUCAAUAAAGCUAGAAACAUGUGUUGCAGUGUGGUGGAUGUUUAGCACUUGGCAAAGAUGCAAUGUAUUGGAGUGUGAACAUAAUGUAAUACAUUAAUGGCCUUAACGAUUUAUUUCGAUGGAGGAAGCUUAUUCUCAAAAUGUUAGUUAAAUUUUUGUUCCACCUUUCCAGAUAUCCAUUGGAGUAGCUACUUAAUAAAUAUCUGGGUAAAAAUAUUUAUAAUACCCAGUUUUAUAGGUCAGCUGUAUUUUUAAGCAGUGGGGCUGCUUCCUAUUCAAUUCUAUUUUUUUUUCUCUCUCUCUCUAUGUGUGUGUGUGUGUGUGUGUGUGUGUGUGUAUUCAUGGUGGUGCAGGUGUUUUAUCAGACCUUUAUUUUCUCCGAGGGCCACUGUCCUUGAUGUAGGCUGUAUUGUAUUAGCAUUUAACAUGUCAUGUUCACCUCUUUGUAUUUACCAUCCCAAUCAGGACUCAUCGUAAGAAAAAAAUACCCUGUAAAAUUUACAUUAUGUAUGACAGUGAACUCUUGUAAAAAUAGAAUGAAAAUUUUGAUUAUAAACCUCACUGGAGUGUUCAGGGAUUAAGCAUGCUACCUUGAAAAUAAAGUUGAGACAGAUUUUAGAUUGAUAAAAAUUGUUGUGACAUAAAAUGGUUCAUAUUUAUAACUCAUCUCAGUUUUUCAGUUGUUAUUUCUUAUAUGAGUACUGGUUGAAAUGGGGCACACAAAGUGCUGGGCAUACACACUGACAACACUUACCUUCACUUGACUGGGUCACAGGAAGUCAUAGAUGUAAACUCUUUCUGUGGUGUGAUGUCACUUAGAAUUAGUUUGUGAUGAUGAAGUUCUUUUUGUGAAGCAAGAUAAAGUAGAAAUAUAAUGUGUUCAUUCAUGAUCAUGUAAUACAAAUUCAUGAACUUAUAAUACUGCAUGUUUAAGAUCAUAAUAUGUGAUAAUUCACACAAAUUUAUAAAUAGAAAAAAUAUAUUGGUACCAUUUUCAGCAAUCUUGUGUCACAGGUCGAGUGUGAACAUUCACUGGGCAUCGGAUGGUAGGAGACAGCCAUCCUUAAUAGAUAAGCUGCAUAGUGUCCCUUUGUGCUUCUGGUUUCUCAUUUGCAUUACAGAUGGCUUUUUGUUAGCUGUGUUGCUGAUUCUCGUUUAAAGAGAUUUUCCCCCAGCUUUUUGCUUCCUAACGUGCAAGGUUGAUAUAAAAGCUGGUCUCAUUUUCUGUCAGUGAUAUUUAAUCUGGUUACAUUUUUAUAAACUUAUUGCAUAAUGCCAUUUUCAUUCUAGUCAGUUUCAUGUAUUCAUAUGAUCUGUUUUGCUCACUGUAUCACUUAUUGUGUGCCAUAAUGUGUAUUCACUGUCUAGAAGAUAAGUAUUUAGCAUAUCGAUACUUAUGGCAGAAUUACAGCUUUCACUAUUCUGCUGAUGAUUAUUUUCAUUGUGUGAUGAUUAAGUGAAAACUGGAAUCUACAUCUCAAGUUACUGUACUGUGGUUGUUAAGUGGUGUAGCUACUUUAGGGUUAAUCUCUCACUAACAGUAUCAUUAUUUAUUAGUUAAGGUAUCUGUCUGCAUUAUCAACAUCUAUUCGUGUGACACGGCAGUGAACUGGAUAAGACUAGGCUGUCAACGUUUUUUUUUGUUAUGUAAUUCAUUGACAUUAUUUAUUAAAGUAAAAGACGUGACAAUUAUAAUGGUA